Molecule: messenger RNA, 18916 nt
Organism: Neocloeon triangulifer
Lineage: Eukaryota; Metazoa; Arthropoda; Insecta; Ephemeroptera; Baetidae
Product: serine protease gd-like
Exons: 22
Coding region: 9428-11215 (595 amino acids)
Biological process (GO): proteolysis
Molecular function (GO): serine-type endopeptidase activity
Source: RefSeq, a predicted model, not a curated record
UCAAUUUCUAUUCAUACCUCAGAUAAAAAAGGGUCUUUGCAGUUUAGUUAUUUUAAUACUUCUGCUAUUUGAAAAAAAAUACAGUUAAUUGAUUUGCUUCUCUAAUUAUUAUUGUGCAUCAGAGAUUCAGCUUCAUCAGAGGCCAAAAUUCAUUGACCUCUUGUUAAAACGCGGACCGAUCCUUUCCUUCUCCCCCUCCUUGGCGCUUGGCAAGUUGCCUGACAAUGUGAGAGAAGAGAGAGGAGAGAGAGUUUUGAGUUGAGAUUGAAGUUCAGUUGGUAUGAACAUGAACGCUGUGCUGGGCGAGUGGUGUGUCUCAUGACUCAUAUCCGAUGAUUUGCAUUAAUUUGCCUCCGCCAUGGACAAGGAAAAGUCUAUGUCAACAAGGUCUAUGUUAUGUGGUAGAAUAGUGAACGACAUUCGCGUAACAGGGCAACGAAUUGCGCUGCGGCUUCCAGUUGAAAAACCACUUCACUGCUCUUCAGUAUAAUAUAUGAAUUAUGGCAACUUGCUGCAUCGCCUGCAUCUCAUUACUUCUAAUCUUGGCCUGCUCAAAAUCGGACGCCGCUGACAGUAUCUGUGGGGUUGGAGAGCUAAAUGAAACCACCAAAGCAUAUCCUUGGGACGUUGAGCUUGUUCAGGCAGAACGUAAAUUCAGCUGCCCUGCCAAGAUAAUAUCCAACACACAAAUCUUGGCCCCUAGCAGCUGCGUUCUCAAUUACGACGACUUUGAAGUUUACAGUCCUGCUGGAUAUCCUCUUUCCAAACUCACCAAAGGACUCACGCGGGAUAAAAACUUUUACGGAAAUGGAGUAACAUUUCGUUCGGAAGAAGAAAUGGAUAUGACGGAGUAUAAUAUGCAACCAAUUUGCGUCAUAAGAACACUAGACUCUGCCGUGCAUCUUGUAAAAUAUAUUAUUUCUGCACAGGAUUUUUCUGUCUUGUUUCCUGAAAAUGGUGCAACAAGCCAGAUUGAGAACGCUUUUUCGGAAAGUGAAACAAAAUGCAUGUGCAAGUCGGGAAAUAUGAGGAGCACUAGAUAUGACACUUAUUUUUGUGUUGGAGAAGUAGGAAGUAACGUGACAUUGGACACAAGCAAGAGUUCCUUUUUGAUUGGCAAAGACGAAAACGACAAAUAUUAUCUUUGGGGAAUUAGCCUGAGUGAAAGUCGCAAACCGUGCAAAAAAAGUGACGGCUAUUUCCGAAUGUGCUGUGCAUAUGAAAACUUCAACAAUUCGGUGCAAUUUCUAUCAACCAACUCCAAUCCAACUUCAAAUACCGACACCCUGAAUGACAAUCCACCUUACGAUUGGAAACUUGCUUUCGUAGUCAUAUUACUGGCAUGUACUGUUGUAUUAACAAUUGUCGUAUGUUGUUUGAAAAGAAAGAUCUUGUUUCUGAGAAAACGAUUGUGGAUUUCCCAAAAUUAUCCUCAUAAUCAUGCAAGGCCAGAAGAGGUCGCCGAGUGCUAAGAAAGGAUGUAAGAGUAAUUCAAUUUCACCCUCGCCCUAAAAAUUUUUUACGUUCUAAGUUUUUGACGCAUACCUUUUUUUGAGAGCUUCUAAAAAUGGAGUUUCUGAUAGUUUAAUAUGCAAAAAUAAAUCAGCUGCAAUAAGUUGCAAAUUAUAUUUUUAAAUGGUAUAAUGUUAUGAAAUAUUGUUGUUUAUUCGCCACAAUUGAAUACUAAUUUUGAGGAAAAAACUUUCAUGAUGAGCGUUUUAAAUUUAGUCGCUGCUUUAUUUCAAAUUCUGUCACAAACGGGAGGCGCGGAUCAAACAAAUCUGCCAAACACAAUUAUUCCGCUCAACAAAAUAAUUAACGUUGAACUUUCCGCAUUUCUCCAACAAUCUCAGAGAUAAAGUUAAAAUUAAGAAAACAAAUUCCACUUUUUUUUAUCAUUGUGCAUGUAUUGAAGUUGAAUUGUAGGUUUGCUGUGAGCAUGUUUAAUUCCUCUUCGAAUUUAUAAAUUCGUUUUUCAUUGAUUUUCCCCACCGGAUUUUUUGUGCAUGGAACUCAUUUAAAAUGAAUAUAUACUAUGUAGUGGAAUAUUGAAGAGCAGAAAAAUUACAAUAAAAAAUGCUUAAAAUGGCGGUAAACAAAACGACAUUAACUGAUUUUAAUUUGGAAUUGAAUUUUAUUGCGCUUCAAAUUUGGCUAAAAUAUAAUAUAUAUUUUACAGGCGCAAAACACAGUAAUUAAAGGUUGUUAAAAAUCUUGUUUAUAAAAUAAUAAAGGCGGAAGAUAUAAUUAUAAUGUUAAAAGUGUGCUGUUCAUUAUAAAAAAAUAAUAAUUAAAUUUUUUGAUUGUAUUAUUCUGAUGCGCGAAAUGCCGCAUCUGAUGCUGUGUUGUGCAAUAUAAUGACAGAUUUAGACAUUAGAGUUUUUCUAGACUGAUACAUAUUUUUUGAAACAUUUAACUUCAUAUUUGUAUGUACCAUAAAUCUGAAUGAUCGUAAAAUAUUGCUCAUCGAUCAACAUUUAUGAUGUCAAUAAAAAAAACUUUAUUAUUAUUUACGUCUUAUUUCAAUUGAAAUUAUAUUCGUAGAACACUUUGCAUUUCCAAAAAGCUGACUUUAAGGUUUUUACACACGCAUUUAAUUAGGCGGGCAGAAAAAUUGCCAAUAUGGUUUGCGAAUAAAAAAUAUACUUCAGAAGGGUAAAAGAGUGUCUUGACUUGUCAUGACAUCAUGCACACACAAAUUUGUUAAUUGGACGCGGAGACAAUACCAGACCUUAAUAUGAUGUUUCUCUCUCGCAACUGAUGUUCAUGUGUCACUUCAAUCUUUGCGCGACUUCCUCUGCUCUUUUAUUGCUGCGCUGAAGAAAAACGGAUGAGAUCAUCACAUUAUUAAAUGAAGCUGUGUUCGUUAAAAUUCAUGAUGCUUGUCAAAACCACGCACCGCCAACCGCUCACACUCCCAAAUAUAUUUAUUUUAAUUCUCAGAUAAUUGUUAGUGUGCGUGUGUUUUUUCUGUUCAUAUUAGUGUAGAGUAGUGUUUUGUUUGUGUUGCCAAAUGUUUCUCGCACAGUUUCAGUAAAUCCACGGAAAAAACCUCUUAAAAAAAGAUUUAUUUUACUUGUUGCCAACACUGGUAGGCAGGGACAGCAAUGAAUAAUCGUCAUUUUAUUUGAUUGAAAUUAAAAAAUCACACUUUUAAUUUAAUAUUUCUUUCUGGGCUCCCAUAAUUAUAUAUGCUAACACAUCGCUGAAAAAAGUUGCUCGAAAAGGGUCGAGUUCUGGUCUGGUUAGAUAUUUUGCAUACGUUUCAUUUAUCGUAGAGGCUUGAAUGCUGCAAACAUUGUCACUUUUUUCAAGGAAUUGCGCGCUCCACUCGUUUUUUUUUUUUUUUUGUUCGUAGUCGGCGGUAUUUUGUUCCGUUGAUCUUAUUUCAAUAUACGUGCUCCUAGAAUAUCAAACAAAUUUCUAAACGCUAAAUAAAUUUUUUAAAUUAAUUAACUCCAAGCUGUAAUUCUAUUUUAUCAAGUCAUUUGGAAAAUAUUUUUGACAUAGAGUUAUCUAAUUGUAAACAAAAUUUAAUUGGGACGUACAUAUAACUCCGAUGUUUUUAUUUUUAGUUGCGAAUUUUUAAGCCAAAAAGAACAAAAAGUCAACGAAAAUUAAAACUUAAAACGCGCAUAUACGUCACAUUAAAAGAAUUGUGCACAGGCGUUGCAUCGAUGUAAAAACGGCAGCGGCCCCUUUGCAUGUUUUAAUUUCCACAUACAGACUUUUAUUAACACAGAGAGAUGGAAAUUCUAACAGCUAGGAUUCCAAAAGGGAAACAGAAUAAAAUACAGAAUAAUAUUUUAUAUUGCCAAUAAAAAAUUUAUAUAAUCUUUAAUUACCAUUUUUACUAUAGAGCAAUGUGGAGUUCCCUCUUGAGAAUACUUUUAGAUCAAAUAAAUCGAGGGCCUCGUAAAAAAGUAUCACAUCUGAAAUUUAAUUUUUGUGUUUUAAAAGUUGGUCGUCAACUCGUCAAUCCCUGUCUAAAAAUCUAUAACAUUCCGUGAUGUACUGUUGUAAUAUUCGCAUGAAAUAAUAGCGCGUUUCCAUCUGGUGUCAGAGGCCGAAACUGUUCACUUGGCGCGAAUGGCGCUCUUCCUUUUUCGUCUUACAUAUCGCAGCAGGUACGUGUGCGUCAAUUUUCAUCCAAAAAAUGAAUCAUUUUAUUUUACAUUUCAAAGUGAAUCUUACUUUCAAUCUCCGCAAGUGAAAUCCUUAGAAAUUUUCAUUUAAAAUUCAUUUUUUUGAUUUAAUCAUCUUAAUUCUGACAUUCAAAGCUGGCGAUAUACAACAAAAGUAUUUAUUUUCGUAAUAUCGUGAGUGUAGAAUCAUGACAUCAAGAAAAGAGUCUUUUUUCCUGCGAAGGAUCAUCGCUCAAUUGCAAGAAAUCCCUUAGGUUUCGGACACGCACCUGCGGAACAUUUUUACUUUGAUUUAUUUUAAAACUCGCUUAAUUACAUAUUGAAAUGUUUAAUGAAUGGUUUAAAACCGCGAUUGGUAAAUUUACGACCUUUAUUUUCUCUCAGCCAUGCAAGGGGGAAGGCAAUCCAAUUUCCAUAGCCUGAGUUGCUCUUUCUCACUAUCGCUGCACAAUCCUGUUUGGGCGCAAUUCUCCUUUGCAUCACUAAUCAAAUACUGUAAGCCGCGGGCUGUAAGGAAUAAGGAAAUGCAUUUUUUAGAUCAUAAUAUUUAAUUUUAAUAUAUAUCUAGUUAAAAAACUCUCGUUAAAAAUGGACCCUAUAGAUUAAUAUACAUGCAAAUAUUUACGCUACAAAAUACUGAGCCGCCCGUUUUGUAAAAUGAAAAAAAUUAAAGCGCAGCUUAAUAAAAUAAAUUAUAUUUACCAAAGACAAAAAAUUUGUAAUAUCCGUCUUCUGAAGGGUUUGCCUCGUAGUACCAACUAUCCUGGAAAGAAUUUGAAUGAGCCUCAGCACUGGCCACCGUUUGAUUCAACUUGAGGGAGAAAAACAAGAAACGGUCACCGCUCUGCAAGAUUGCUCUGCCCAAAUCAUUGUGCCUGAUGCUCCAAAGGUCAUCGUUUGAAGAUCCUUGGCCAACCGAGGUCACGGCGGACAAUCCGUCGUCAACCAACACAUCUGGCAGAACUCUGAGGGCCUCACCGCUCAAACGAUUGAUCAACCUGCAGCUUGAAGUGUCAGCCAGAGUGAAGUUUUGAGCCCACUUCGGAGCCUCUUGGAUUAUCUUCUCGCACAUUUGCUGGUCAUCAACGACCUCUUGGGCAUUUUCCGCCGUUUUCAGAAACUGAGACACCUGCGAGAGAAUGAUACCCGUGGAAGGCAAAUGUGACAUAUUUCUUUCUCGGAGGUACGACCAAAGUUCGUUUUGAGUCCUACAGUGGUUGAAGCCGGUCAGCUGCGAUGUUGCGGCGAAGCCUUGUUUUACGUAUUGUCCAGUCACGGUAACUUUGAUGGCGAAACGCGUAAUUUCCUCAAACUGGCCUGACCGAGGAGAAAAUGAGUUCGAUUCGAGAAUGUCCAGCAACAUGUUUCUGGUGCACUCUGUCAGUUGAUUCUGAAACUCUGUGUCUGCUACUUCUUCGCUCUGUCUCUGCAGUCGACGAUAAGCAGCAUUAAUUUUCUUGAACCAAGGACUGCACUGCAUAGUGUAAACAUUUUCCGGAAUCGCUUCUUUGAGAAUGGGCAAACGGAUCAAGCUGGACAGAUAAAACUGCAGGGUCUGACAAGGAGUCAAGGUUUGGUUGCUGUAAUUGAUGAGCUGGUCGUAAGCUAGUUGAAUUUGGUUGCAGUAUAUUUCCUCGCCACGCAAGAAGUACUCGACAUAUUUGGCCACGCUGGAAGUUUCGUUCUGCACGUAUGGCAGGUAGUAAGAGAAUAUUUCAGGGAGGAAACGAUUGAAGCUUCUAAGCACCGCCAUCAGUGUUGCAAAUCGCCUCGUCUUGAGGCUUGGCCGAGAUGAGAAGGAAACUUCUGACACGGCCUCGCGCACAACAAGCUCCUUCGCAACGUUCAAAUCGAUUAAGAGUGAUAACAUUUCGUUUUGCUUUGUAGCCGAUGGUUCGAAAAAGUUGCCACUAUCGAUAAAGCCUUGCACCCCUAUGAUGAUAUAGAAUAUGUCCUCGGGAUAUUUAUUGAACUGACCUUUCGUUUUCAUCAACUCAAAGAUGUGUCGAUACACUUGUGUCGACUUUGCAGCAGACGCAAAAAUCAAAAGAUGGGGAACUUGUCGACGCUCCAGUUGCUCGUCAAUCACUUCACUUAUGACCAUCUUUGCAUAUUCCUCGUGAUUCGGCAGACUAAGGAUUAUCUUCCCCGCUUCAGUGGCACCGCUUGGAUUCAAUCGUAUCUUACUUUCCGCUAAUUUAAUUUGCAUCCUUACUUCCGACGGAAUUAUUUGUGCAGCAGAAGUUGUGCUGGCGACCUUUUCAGUAGUAAUCUCUACUGUGGUCGUUGCCACAGUGGUUUUUUGUGUUACAAUGGGAACGAGUCUAUCUUGUGGAGGCUUUACUGGAGAAUUGUAGCCCUCAGUUGUUGAAGAUUGUCUGACAGUGUCCAAACCAUCCUUGUAGGAGUUUGAAUUUAUAUUUAUAACGAUGGUUCCACCACCACUUCCCCUGACAUUAUUAAUUUUGGAUUGCAAUGCAUCGUAGAGCCUUUUUAAUUCCGUCUCUUCUUGAUUAAGUUGGUUCACAUUUGAACUUGUAGGUAUGGAAAUUUGUAUUUCCCCUGUAAAAUGCGGUGAAACUUUCAGAAUUAUCUCCUCUGAAUCGGGAACAUCUGCGAUUAGCCGUCCACCUAAUGGUCCGGUGCCCUGGCGCAAUGGUUCAAUAAGGCUGGCGUUGGCUAAGGUUAAGGCGGCCAGUAGAGUUGAAAAAGCCAUAUUAUUUAACCUCUCGGAGAAGAUUCCUUUAAAAAUAUUUAAAUUCAGUUAUAAAUAUUUGUUGAUUGAAAUAAAGGAAAGGUGCCCAAGUCCUCGCUAUAAAGGGAGUACUGAUUGAUUUUUUUGGAAAAUCAAUUAUGCGGGGAAAUAUUAUAUUAUGGAAGUGCUGAUGAAAGGUAAAAAUAUUGCCUCUAGCCGGCGUGAAAAAUAUUCGCUUCACCUUUACUUCACCUAUAUUUCUUGUUGACAGCCAUGCCCUUCUAUAAUGACUUGUCGCCGCGCAUACAAAAUUCUCGCUCUGCGUUUCUCAUGUUACCUACCAAUUUCAGUGCUUUUCAUGCUCUGGAAAUUAUACAGGUAGAAAUUGAACCGCGCAGUUUGAUUUGUAUUUCCAAGACAAAGCAGUUUUGUUCAAAAUGAUUUAGUUUUUAUUUGCAUUUUUUUACUCAUUCUGCUCAUAUUUUCUGAGCGAGUAUGUGUAUAAAAUUUUAAUCAUCAUAUAUUAUGACGGUAUAACUAUUUAAUUUUUAAUUUAUUAUUUGAUUGUCACGGUUUGUAAAAGGCAUUUCUCAUUUAUCUAGCUACUCACAAUCAGUCAAAUUAACACGCACCGUUUUUGCAAGGAUCCGCCGGCGCCUUGGGGUCUGCUCGUCUGCUAUGUGAUGCGAAAUUUCAGUACUUGUGGUAUUUUUAUAUAAUAUGAACAUUGAUAGAUUAACUAAUAGUAGUAUUAUUUCAAUUUUAUUUAAGUUAAAAAAACGGAGCAGCAUUAUGUAGCGAUCGUUACAUCGUUAUCAAUUUAUUAAAUUUAUAAUAUUUAAACAGAGUUAAAAAUUUGUAAAUAAAUAAAACCUUUUUUUAAAUCUGUUGCCCAUUAAAUUUUUCUCGUGAAAGUUUUUGUUUGAAAAAAAAAAUACAAUUAAUAAAACAUUUUUUUCCAGAGGAUGAAGACGUUUAUGAACGCCUCCUUGAGUGCCAACUGCUUCACUCGAAUAAAUUCUCUCUCAUUCCCUUCAAGUCGGAUUGGUUAUUUAGUUACAGAGACUCAAAAAUUAUACAUUGAAUUUUAUCAGUUUUUUUUUAUAUAAUUUUCUCAAUAUUUGCCAAACGACCGGGCAAUUAAUUUUGACUCUUCUAUAUGAAAAUGUUAUAUAAAAAAAUCAUCCCUUUUCAAAUUAAAAAAAAAAACUUAUUUACAGCACUUUGCAAGUAGCAAUUUUCACGCAAAAAUUGAAAAUGUCCACCAUAUAUAAAUGAAAUUCAAUAAAAUAAUAAUUUUAAUAUAUUAUUAAGCAUAAAUAAAGGCAAAUUUGAUUAUAAAAAUUUAAAUAUAUACAUGAUCAGAAUACAGCAAAUGAGUUAGAAACUUAAAUAAGAGUGCCUGAGCAGCGAGACAGACUUCGACGCGCGCCCGAAUCAUCAAAGUUUGUAAGCUGCGAGGUGAUGACAAAUAGCACCCCCGCCUCCAGCAACCAAUAAAACCAACAAUAAAUUCGGCCGCGGCGCAUUUUCCUUCACAAUCGUUGAAGCCCUGGAACGACCUUCAAGACUAUUCCUCAAGCAAUUUUCCCUCCCUCUGCAUGGAGCAUUUAUUGUGGCAUUAAUUCAAGAUUUAAGAUUUUAUAAUGCUCUUAUUUUACUAAAGGUUUACCGCGGCGCCCGAGUCUCUUUUGAUAUCGGGUGUUUUAGCAAACAUCUGCUAGUUGUGAAGCCUUUCUUCUCUUUUUUCCAAUUUAAAUUUUUGUAUUGACCGAGAAGAAUAUUAAAUAUAAAAAUUAUUUAUAGCAAAAAUAUACUUAAUUGACUUUCAAUUUUCAAAUAAUAUUUGUGAAAAUAUUUUAAAAUUCCCAAUGCAUAAUUUUUUGAAAUUAGGGAAGCAUGACUGUGUGAGGGCUGGCGACAAAAUUCAUAAGGAAAUUAAAUAUACGAGAGAAUAUUGGAAGAGACGUAUGCGUUGCAUAGGUCAACAGGAAAUAUUGGUGAAGGUGAGAGGAAGAAUAUUUUUCUCGCCGGCUCAAAUUUUGAAGUCACAUCUGCACUUAAAUUAUAUUUUUUUCCCAAUUUAUGCUCGCUUACAAAAGAUUUUCCGAUAAAAUUAAGUAAAGGGUGUUUUAAGUGAUUAUAUUUUCCGCCAAAAAACGUUAUAACUACAUUAUUGGGCAUCUUUCCUAUAAAUAAAGAUUGAAAUUAUAUUUUUUACCUGAAGCUUUUUAAGUCAAAUUUGGAUAUUUGCACUUUCCGCCUGGCCGAUGCCCACUUUGUUAAAUUCAAUUGUGGCAAGAUAUCUUCUCGACUCUAUCGAAAGCACUGAUCCCUCUCCACUCUUGUUUGAUUGGCACGGGGAAAAAUUUAACUAAAGCUCUGCAACGAUAUUUUUACCCUUGCGCGGCCUUGGCAAAAAAGAAUUCAGGAAAAACCGGUGUGUGCUCCACGCUGAGAUCGAGCUCAGGUUGUUUCUUUUGCUGUGGGCGAACGAGCUGGAAGAUUUUCAUCGUUUUCACAGAGUUCAUCAGACUCUGCUCUUUCAACAGCUGCGCCCAAAUCGUCGUUGUAAAUAGCAAAAAAAAUGCUUCGGCGGAUUCUGCUCUCGGCAAUAAUAAUAAGCGGCCUAGCGCUGGGGCAAAAGCAAAUUGUAAAUAAAACGCAGUGCAAAGUAAAUGAGUUCCUGUACAUCGCGCAGCCCGAUGGGGAGAAUUUGAGCUACAAAGAGUGCGGUCUCUUGGCAAAAGACGUCGUUUCUCGUCCUGGUCGUCCUCCCUGGACAGUCAGCGUGAACUACGGUGACUGCGAGGCCAUCCUCAUUUCACGGCGCUGUGCUCUCGUUGUUAAAAAUGAGUAUGACCUUUGUGACGAUAAAACGCCACAAGAUGAGCUUGACAUGGUAGCACACCUGGGCUCGUGCAUUUCAAAACCUGCGAGCUGCAGCCCAAACGACGGAUUCAAAAUAAAAGUGAUUCAGGUGCACAGACUCUCAAAUUACGCGGUAGAUUCGAUUUUGAUGCUCGUCAUGAAUCCAGUGCCGCAAUUCAGCGCUCUGGCUAGGCCAAUUUGCCUGUUUAAUAAUGAUAAUUUGCGAGAUUUUGCUGAGCCUUUUGCAACGUCAAUACGGCGCCAAGCGAACAUGAAAAUCGUUGAGCGCCAAUUAUGCCUGCCUGAAGAACUUCCCUUUGACAAAUGUGCCCGCUACAGCUACUUGCUGUGCGGCUACACUGACCAGAAAGUCCAAGAAGAUGACCUCUUGCUAAAAGUUAUCAAUGAGCGAUAUUAUCUGCGAGGAAUUCGCGUGCCCAGUGUACAAAAAACUUUCUUGAAAUACCAAACAUAUCACGACGUGAUGAUUUUCCUUGAGAAAAUCGUAGAGCUCGCACCAGACAUUCACAUGCUGCCGAGAUCUCCACCGACUCAACACGCAAUAACAUUUGAUGGAAUCGAAAAGCUGAGUUUUCCCAACUGCGGCCUCGAACAAGAAAUGGAAAACUCUGAUCGAUCUCGUCGCAGCUCUUCUUUGUUUGAAGAUGAAGAAGAAGAAAUUGGGCAAGUGGCCGUGCCGCUUGUUUUCCACGGGGCUCCCCGCGGCAAAAGAAAACACCCGUGGCACGCUGCAAUUUCGUUCGAAAUGGGCAACGGAACGGUCAACAACUGCGGCGGCUCCCUCAUUUCACACCGCGCGGUCGUCACAGCUGCGCACUGCGUGUUCCACGACGGGGAACUGAUUUCUCCGCGAUACAUGCUGGUCACGAUGGGAAAAUUCAAUUUAAAAAAGAGCUUUGAAGCUUCUCGGCAAACUCUGCAGCCCAAUAAAAUUCUGCUGAGUCCCAUUUACAAUAACACUGCUGGAGAUUUUCGAGGAGACCUGGCCGUUCUCGUAUUUGCCCAAGACUUCAAUUUCACAAAAGACGUUCAGCCCGUUUGCCUGUGGAACGACGACGACGACAUUAAAAAGAUUGCAAACAAAACUGGAGAGUUUGUUGGCUGGGGUUUGACCGAGCACUUGACACAGCCCGACGAGUUGCAACAAGUCGUUUUGCCGAUCAAAUCGCACUUUCAGUGUUUCCUGCAAAACAGACCUUUUUUCUCAAAAUAUCUUAGGCCGGGACUCAGUUUCUGCGCUGGAUAUUCAAAUGGGACCGGAUUGUGCAAUGGAGACAGUGGAGGCGGUUUGAUGAUCAAACUGGGAGCAAGGUGGUUUCUGCGGGGAAUCGCCAGCACUUCUAAGGGAAAAGUGCAGCUGCUGCCUGGAAAAGAAGUACCUCAAUACAUUUGCGACACAAAUUAUUACUCGAUUUUCUCUGAUGUGGCUUACUACGUAAAUUGGAUAGCGCAAAAUCUACCCCAUGAAAUUUCUUUCAAAUGAGAUCAUUAGUUUAAUUGCAUUUAAAAUACUUAAUUUUUAAUUGCCAAACUUUGAAGUUGUUGAAUGAUAAACUUAAUAAAGGUGAUACAUUAAUAUAUUAACAUUCAGCUUUUGUUAUAUAAAAUUUUAAUUAAAAUUAGUUGAGGGCAUUUCAACAUUUAAAAUAAAACGUCGACUGCAUAUUUAUUAUAUAUUAAAAAAGACAAGACAUUUGUGCUGCCUUUGAGAUGUGAACAAAAAUAACAAUUAGAUUUUAGUAGGUAAUUAAUUUACGUCAAUAUUGAUUUGCAGUUUUCUUUUCCAUUUAUUUUCUCACUUCUCAAGUAGAAACGGAUGAAUUUCCUUAAAAUAUUGACUGAAUAAUACAAGUAAUUAAUGGAAAACUUACUUAAAUUUCAGCUUGGCACGUUUCAGUCUAUCACAACUAUAGUUGAAAAUGCAUAACUUUGAAAGAUUGCCAUCGAUUGGUCAUCUUUUGAUCAAACAGUUGAAAUUUAUAAUUUUUUUUCUGUAUUUUUUGAUCACAAAUUUAAUCAUAAACUUUGUCCGGCAACCUUUGGAGGCUUCGGCGCAUCACCUGCCGAUGGCUCAUGAGCCCUUUGGGAGAGGACCUGUCUGUGGAGAUUCUCAGGUGUGCCAAGUCGCAACCUAGGCUGUACAAGGCGGUGCUCGCCAACCUGGAGGGUCCCGGCCUGAAUUCAGGGUCAGGAUGAGGCACCCUGGCGAUAUCACCUUCUUCCCAAUGCGCCACUACGGGUGGUGCGGCGGCCUUGUCGACCGUGACGUCAGGUUCAAGGUGUGCACCGAACGCGACGAGUACCCAGACAAAAACCUCUUCUGCUCUGCCUGAUGCAAGUGGUGCACCUGGAAUAAGAACAUAUAUGUCCACACCUUCUCGAGAUGUGCGACUUGGACAGGGUGUGCAGACGCCAUGAGAAUUGUUGUCAUUGAUUUACUUCAGGGCAUUUCAAGGCGGAGCGUCACUACUGUUCUAUGAAACAAAUUAUUUUGCUUAUAAAGCAUUCUCUUUGUAAAUUUACUUAAAAUUAAACAAAUUAAAAAUACAAAAUUCAAGCCACAUUCAAGCUUGAUUAUUGUAUUUUUUAAUGUGCAAAUUUAAUAUAACUGACUUUACUGGACUUCCUAGGUUUUUCUAAUUUAAAUAUCAGAAAUUCUUUGUAAAUUAAAAUUAUAAAAGCAAGGGACUUUUUCCUUAAAAAGAUUAGAUUCUCAUUUGCAAUUUUUUCAAAAAUUUACUAAACCUUAAGUUUUUACUUGUUGCAAAUGCUGGUAAAAAGUUUCAAUAAGAAUAAAGAAUGACAAAAAAAAAAGAAAACUAGAAACAAUACCAAGAAUUUAAACAAAAUAAUUUGUUUUAUGGCCAUUAAAUUAAGCUACAUGAGAAUUAUCUUUAAACAUUGGGCACAUCUUCCAUUUGCUUUGGAAUUCUGCGCCACUUGGGCAGCACAUCGGCCAAGAGCAGCUGGUGAUGCUCAUUGUUUCUUGUGACAUACGCUUCACAGCACACUGUUUCCAGCCGAGGGCAGUUUUUAAUCAGAGUAGAUAGAAGCUUGUUGUGCACGUCCAGGGUCUGACACCACACUUCGUUGUCCUCGGGUUGCGGCCAUUUGAACUCAAACCUAGUCUUGAGGGAAGUCAAGUGAGGCAGCAGAGGUUCGGCGUGGUCGAGGAGGGCCCGUGGUUCAGAGAAAAGAAAGUGAAAGAGGCCGACAGUGUGGAGAUUGGGCGCCAGGAGAAGAUACCAGAAUGGCAAAAAUUGGUUUUCACCGCUGACAUCGGAGAUUUCUGUCAAUUUCAGGUCCUUCAACUUCAAUCUGGACGGGUCAACAGGGUGAAUCUGGUUCUCUUGACGAAAGUAGCCGUUCAGGUGAAGCUUCUCCAAGUUGGGACACAAGACCAGAAUUCGAUGCAAGUCGGUGUCGCCCCCUAAUAGGUCUUCAACAACAAUAUCCACCAGUCUGGCGCCCACCAAUGCCAGGAUCGGGUAGUCCUCAGGUAAGGAAGGCUCGUGCAAUGAUCUCAAAUGGGGAAGUCCAGAGUACACCAACAAGGGUUGGUCAGAACUUCCCACCUUUUUUAGUCCACUAAGGUGGGUGUGGAUUCUGCCGAGAAAGAAAAAAAUUAACUUUUUAAUUAAAAAAAACUAAAAGCUACUUGCCUUUGGAUAUUGCCACUGAUGUCCCUGACCUCUUCCAACAUGAAAGGCUGUGGUGGAUUCUUCCGGAUCAACAAGUCUGGCGGUUCAAAGAUUUCACCUGCAAAAAUGUGUGGAUUAUUUUAUAUCUUUCUUUUUGUCAAUCAAAAUAAAAAUGAAUAUCAACUGUAUACACCUCAGGGGGGUUUUUUUUAAUUGAGAUAAAAAUAGCUAGUUGCACUUGUUGAUAUCAACACAAUCUUUGGAUAGCAAAAGAAAGAGGCCAAGAAUUAUUUUUAAACUUUUGCAACUGAGGGAUGUGAAUUAUUUAAUCCCAUUUAAUUAUAUUAACAAAAGCAAAGUUCAUUACUUACUGCCAAUAUCAAUGUUCCAAAGGUGGAUGAAUCUGAGUUUGGGCAGCAAUUCAAAUAUUUGUUGAUGGUCCGCAGCUUUUCGAUGGUUCACUGUAGGUCCACUGAGAUCAUGAUGAUAAGCAGAGAAGCAAACUCUGUCCAGCAGAUGCAACUUUCUGAGCGAGAGUAUUCCUAACGUAGUCAGAUCCGGACUUCUAAUCAAACUAAUACUUGCGAGCUUGGUGCAACUCCUCCUCAACACUCCCAGAUCCUCUACAUCAAAAUUUUAAAUUUAAAAAUAAAGAAUUUUCAAAAUCAUUAUAUAUACUGUCGGUGAAUUUGAAUGUCGUAAGCUGCAGUUCACUAAGGUUAGGGAACUCGGCAAGGUGUUUGACAAUCAGGUGUCCAGGUCUCGGCACCUGACGAGCUCUCCACCUGUCGCGAAUGCUCCUCAAGUUGGGAGCUUUGGAGGCCAAACACUUCCAUGUUUCUUCAGAGUCCUUGCUGAGGACAGAGGGAUCUUUCUCGAUGAUGUUAAAGUCGAAGUUCACCAGGUCGGAAGUGAUUAGGAGCUUCAAAGUGGACAAGUCAGGCUGAAGCGAGUCUCUCUCCUCAAACGUACAACCAUCGUAAAAUUUCUACAAAAAAAUAUUGUUUAUUGAAAUAUAACAUAAUUGAGAGGAAAGGGUUUCAAUUUUCUUUUCAAUGGGCCAAAUACUUUAAAAAGAGUUUGUUAAAAUUUUUCGCCAAAAAUGAGUUGAAUAUGCUUUUUAAAAAAAAAAAAAAUAAUAAUAAUUUUUAAUUCCACACUGCAUGCGUGGAUAAAAAGCGAAAUUGAACAAUCGAACCUUAAGCUUGCAGAUGCCAUCUGGGUCAAGGUGCAGGCCAAGUUUGGGUUGUUUGUGACUAUCAGCAUCCCUGGGAAUCGAUUUUGUUAUGGCCUCCAGGAUUGCACACUUCGUUCUAGAGGCUGCAAAAAUUGAAUUGUGGUUUUAACUUGGCAGAUAUAAGUAGUGUUAACUUACGAAGGCAGUCGAUCAGGUUUGGGUCUAGUAUGGACAGGUUGGAGACGACGGUGCGCAUGGAUGACUCCUCUAAAGUCACCAGGUUCAGUCUCUGGGUUUGCAGCACCGUUGCCGCCCUGACCAGCUCGUGAGUGCUCGCCCGUCUUUUCACCAAGUCUGAAAUUCCAAAAUAAACGCUGUUAUUGCGGAUUUUAAAUCCUUUUUUAUGCACCAUAAAACUCUAUUUUUCCAUCUAGCGAAACAGGAACAUCCAUUUUCAAAGCACUUUCUCACGUUAUAUGCAUAAGAAGAAUUUUCGAACCAGCGAUAGAAAGAGAAAUUCCUCUUUAUCGAAAAAAAAUCUUUUUAUGAAAAGUUUUUGUUGUUGUGCAAAAAGUAAAAACAGAGAUUUUGCAGAAAUCCCAGAAAUCUGACAGGCGUGUGUAUAGAGACGAUUACAAUUCAUGUUUUGUGACAACUUAUUCCUUAAGCCGAAUCAGACAUUUUAAUGAAAAUAAGUGAGAAAAUAUAAAUAAUUUAAUUUCCUCAAAUAGUUUUUGUGCUUUUUAUGAAUCUUUUAGUCCGCUUAGAUGCGUUUUGAUGACGGCCAAUCCUUAACUCCGCUCUGCACACCCUCCAACUCACAGGCCUCUCACCAGAGGGCCAACCCGCAAGAAUAAAAUCAAAAUAAAAUUCUUUAACUGUAAUUACAAAUUAUUUAAUUCCAGAAGUGUUAAUUAGUGGUUAACAAUUUUGUUUGGAAAAACUGAAGUUACGUAUUGUAGCAAAAGUUAUUUACAACUUCUGAAUUCGUUUUAAGCCAAAUUCAAAUUCAUAAAUUUUUGCUAUUGAUAAACUUUUAAUUUUUUUAAUUCAAAUUUUUGAAAUAAUUAUUAAUUUUAGUUGUAAACGAGAGCAAUUAUUAAGUCUGUGGCGAUCUGACUCUGUGGUUUUGUUGACAGACCAACGCAGAGAUGUGGGCACUGUGGGCAGAGAUAAGCUGUCACCAGGACCAGAUUUGGGGGCGGGGCCGAUCACAGGCGAACCCCUAACAACAACAUUGCAGAAAAAAGUCCAUUAGUUGGUUCUCACGUGCGGGAUCCGGGUUUUCAGUCAAAUUUAAAACUAGGAAAAUUUUCUAAAAGAUCCGUUGCAUAUAAAUUAUCAUAAAAAAUGGCAUCAUAUGGACUGCACAAUCCGACCACGUGUAUAGUGUGUAUAGCAGAAGCAGAGGUACAUAAAUUUUGUAGAAAAGUCCAGGUUUUUGAAAUAUGUAUGUAUCAUUUCGUUCUAGUUACAAAUGAUUAUUAUAUUCCAUUAUUCACCAUUUUGCUAAUUCAUUGGAAUUUUGUUUUUUUUUCACAUAGAGGCUAGUUCCCAUUUGGAUACAGAAAAAUGGUUGCCCGGUUGCAAAGAAGCCAAAAAACUGCUCCAGGCAGCCCAAAAGGCUGCGCUCGAAGGUCUGCAACAUGGUGUCUCUGCAGAAACUGGCCACGAGGAGCCUCAUUCUAAACCUGGACAAGAUUGGAAAAAGCCCACGGUGCUUUGAAAGCCUAUCAAACGGAGUUAAGUCUGAUGUGGUCUUGAGGAUUCUGGAAAUAUUCAAAUUAUCAAGAAAUAAUCCAUUUUUCGAAAAUUAUCAAAUUCCAUACGACGAGAAAAUAUCUCAUGCUAUGAAGCUGUCAACGUAUGGCCCUCGGUGGCCGAAAUUUGAGAUUCCUCUACAUUUCAGCGUCCUCAAGCGCCUCAUCAACCCCUCUCUGUCAGCGUUUGAAUUUGAAAUCUGCGGCGGUGAAAGGUUUUUCUAGGCCCAGGGAUUGGAUUUACAAGUUUUGCAGUUGCUAAUUGCCAGAACGCCUGACGGCAUGAUGAGCAUUGUCGACCGGCGGCGCGAUUCACCACAUGACCACCCACCUCCAUGUUCAGGCAGCAGUGUCAUUAAUUGUGUCAUUAAAUUAACAGUGUCAUUAAAUUGGUGAAAUUCACUAACUUGAAGCACCUUGACAUGAGCACCGUCCACUUCAGUGAUGGGAAAUGGAAACUACAAAAUGAGCUUUUUCUUUGGCGCUGAGAGAAAUAGUACGCCGCAUCCCUUGGAGUCUCAUCAUGGUUGUGGGCUUCAGAUUGUCAAAUAAAUAAAACAAAACAAUUGCUUCCAAACCUCUCCAGGGCGCCGAAGAAGAAGAAGACUCGUACUGAAGGUUCUAUUUCCCUGAAACACUCCAAAAAUGUAUCUUUUGUUUCUUUUAUUUGAAAUCACGUAUCCUUCAAACUCAUUGCUUCAAUUCAAGAUCGAUCUAUUUUAAAGCUCAAAUUAUUCAAAUUUUGCAGAUGACCUGGAGAGGCUGAGCAAAAGUUGUCCCAAUUUGAAAAGUGUAAACCUGUUUAAUUUAAAGUCUCUGAGCAUCGACGGACUUGGAUUUUUAAGCACCCUCCCUCACCUGGAGACAAUUCACCUUGGCUGGCAAUACUGCUCAAAAUCUAGGGAGACGCGAGCUAGUGCUAAGAAUGCACUGAAAAUCAUUCCUCACUUAAAGGAAAUCUCUCAAGAAGAAUUCAAUGAGGAGGACUUUCUGACCAUUCCCAGUACACCUCAACCAACCUUUAGCCUGGAGGUACUCAAAAUGAAUGCAACUGGCUCUGUUGAAAACCUUGCUGCUUGCGUGCCAAAUUUGAAAUGGGUGCAACUUUUGCUCAAGUAUCUUAUUCCUCCGGAAGUGCUCAGCCAGCUGCCCUACCUUUCUUCUUUUGCAAUGAACUGCAGCGAUGAACGAGAAUGGCCUCUUGUCUUCAACUACCUGACGGUCCUCGGCCCAAGACUAACUCGGCUUGAAGUGGUGGAUUGUAUGUAUGCAGGUGAAAACCUGUACACGAUCCUGUUGCUCUGCCCCAACCUUGAGUACUUGAAUGUGGAAGACCCACUUGGAAGUACAGUCCAGUGUGCUGCAAAAUCCAUCGACUUCAAAAAGCUCAAGCUCAGGGAGCUCCACCUUGUAAGCCUUGAAGUUCCACUCUCACGGCACCAAGCCUAUUGGCCCCUUCUGCAAGCCCCCGAGCUUCACACUGUCACGCUACAUAGAUUCUGUUUCACCUACCCUAAGAAAGUUGCAAAUAUUAAGGGGCCACUUUUGCAGAAUCUCGUUAACUUUGAGUGCAGCUUUUCAAAAUUUGCUUCACCUGCAGCCUUUGACCAUUACAUCCAGUUCUGUAUUUGCAUUUCGCAUCUUGCAGAAUUGCCCCAAGUUGGAAAGGUUCUUGUUCAUUUCUGACAAAAAGGAAGUCUUGAACAUUUGGCCUGAUGCCCCCUGUCACAUUACCAUCAAGAAUUUGUAAACUCUGUGUUGGUUGUGAUUCUGCCUCUCAAAUUCCUAUGGCUGCUCUCUGAUUUCACUUUCUUUGAAGUUUAAAAAAAUGUCAGGUGUAAAGCAUUUCAUUACAAACAUUUAAAAUUAUUAAAAUACUUUCAUCCAGUUUGCUGCAUUCUUGUUUUGUUUAGCCUUCUGAUGAAAUUAUAACUUUUUGCGUCAAAAAAAAUAUGUAUUAUAAUCCAGUUUUCUUCGUUUCCCUCGCUAAUGGCUUUUCCUGUAAUUAUGAUUUAUUCAUAAUAUUUCUUUGCUUCUAAUUUAAUGAUUUUGUUCUUGGGCUGAAUUUUAUUCAUGAAUUCACUGUUAAAAGCUCUUUGAAGUUAUACUGAUCACUUCCGAAAUGGUCAACUCUUCAGCAAAGACUCAGAAGAAACAUUGAAGUGAUAUUUGUAUUAAAUAAAAAUUCGCUGUUAUGUAGCGCUCCCUUCAGGUGGCGUUUGCAACACAAAAUCAUAUAUGUUUCAUGAAAAAUAAUUGAAAUUAAUGAAAAAAAAAAUAAAUGAUCUAAUUAAUAAAAUGUUAAAUUACGUUUUUUUACUGUACAGAAAACGCAGCCGAAAGUAUAAAGUUGAUUCUAUUCGAAACGACAAACUUUUUGCGUACGAAAUAAUUAUCAUAAAAGGAGCAGAGCGAAAGAGCGCCGGAGUGAGAGAUCAAUGAGAUCAUGACUGUGAUAUUUUAAUAUCAACAUUUGUAAAUUCGGUAAAUUCAAUAAAUUGUGACUUUUGCACAUUGUUCGUAGAUAAUUGCAAUGGACUAACGAAAGAAAAUUUAAUAACCUCUACAUCAAAAGAGCAAAUUAUUAACCAUUAAUUUAUAUUUCG